This is a messenger RNA of Eurytemora carolleeae, 7218 nucleotides long. RefSeq names its product golgin subfamily A member 4. Gene Ontology annotation, molecular function: protein binding. The transcript has 42 exons. NCBI's taxonomy places the organism in Eukaryota, Metazoa, Arthropoda, Copepoda, Calanoida, Temoridae. Bases 115 to 6651 code for a protein of 2178 amino acids. The record is from RefSeq and is a predicted model, not a curated record.
UAGAAAUAUAAUCAAGAGAAACCUAGAAAUAUUAUCAAGAGAAACCUAGAAAUAUUAUCAAGAGAAACCUAGGUUUGAAUGAUGACAGGAAAUUAAUUAUCCUAAGUUUGAAACAUGUCGGGAAUCAUGUUUUUUGGGAUGUCGGAGCUGGAGAGAAAACUUCCGGACCCGGAUAAGUCCAGGGCGGAUUCACCAGACUCUGGUGGUGGAGGAUAUUUCACCCUAUCUGACUCUGAUCUUGGAGCAGAUUCACCCCAAGAAGAAGAGAUCACUAAAUCCAACACCCUUUACAAAAUGUUUCGUAUUAGCAAUGGACAGUUCAGGUCCAAGAGCAAUGAUAAUGGAGUGGGCUCUGAGAAGAAAUCCAGUUUACGAAGCCGAAGUGAAACUCCCAGUCGGCUUUCAAGCAAUGACACACAUAAACGUUCAUCACCACCUAAAGAUAUCCCUAAAAAAUCGACACCACCCCGCCCCAAUCCUCCAAAAUCUUCUAUGAAAGUAAAAUCGCAGAAAUGUGAAGAGGAUGCCCCACCUCGACCCCCGCCCCCAAUAUCCUAUACCUCUACUCUACCACCACCAGUUCCUAAGAAAAUAGGAAAGGUCAAUUCUAAGUAUAACUCUAAAACACUGCCAGCCAGAAGAGUAAAUGCACCCAAACAGAAGCCGUUGCAGAAAGUUGCCCCACUUCAGAUGCAGUCACCUUCAAUGCUAGAGGCCUUAAGAAAGACUCCGUGUGCAGACAUUAUUCAUGGACAUUCUUCAAGUGAUGAAUGUGUCCUGUCUUCCCUUGAUACUCAAGAUUUAGAAUUUACACAAGAUUUGAACAGAUCAAAGCCGUCUUUUGAAAGUUAUCAAACACCCCCUUCCCCUUCUGUUGAUCAACAAACCUUUCUCACAACAUUUCAGAAAGCACAGAAACAUAAACCUGUUAACUCUCUUGAGCAGAUUGGAGAACCUACUGCAAAACUUGACCUGUCACCUAAAAAUCUGCCCACAAUUCCAAAAAAGAAAUCUCCUCCCAGAAAUGCUCAAAGAACUCCAAUUGUGAAAACAGCAAGAAGCCUUUCCAUUACAGAGGAAAAAAUCAAGUCCCCGCCUCUUAGCAGUGUUGAGAAGAAUAGACGGUCCAAUUCUCUAGGGGUUGUGAGUAAGAGAGAAACAUUGAAUUCUAAACAGUCUGCAAAUGAAUUAUCACAGAAGAAAUCUGUAGCAGUUGCAAGAUCAUCAUCAUCAUCCUCAGACUCCUCUAAAAAAUCAUCACCUUCCACCUCAAGCUAUCUGAGGAAAACUCCGAAAGAAAAUCGGAAGACGGUUCCACAGGUUCAAAAGCCUAUUAAAGUUGCUUCUGAAUCACUUGCUCAGAGAGCAAAGUCCUCAUCAGAAGAAAGAAUUAACAAAUUCAGAAAGAACCUAACAAAAUCUAAUUCUGGUUCUGAUGACAGAUUUAAAAGAAAAUCAAGCACAGCUUCAGAAUCUGACAGAGAUUCAAUAAGAAGUGCAAGAGUAAGUCGUUCUUCAUCAAUAUCCAGUGAAGCAUCUGUAAAAUCAAAGUCUCCGGUAAAAUCUAAAAGUGUUCCUCCAAGCAGCUCAAAAUCUACGACUAAAAUAACUAAACCUGAAGCAGCAAAGCUUGAAGGGAAGCCUAAAAAACUAUUUCCUCGCAAUCCCAUUCAGAACCUAAUAAAAUUUUAUGAAAGCAGUGACAAGCCACAGAAAACUGAUCAUUUGGAAGUAAAGUCAUCAAAUGGUGACUCUAAACAUCCUGUUGUACUUGAGGAUAAGUAUAACAAAGUUCUGUUCCAUCGUGGAAGCAGUCCAACGCCUUCACUAGCAAGUUGGUCUCCCUCUAUUGAGAGUUCAGUUUUCAGUACAGAUUCAACAAGCUUAAGUCCUAGUUUGGGACGACUGAGUCUUCUAAGUCAAGAGCGACAACUUGAAGCAUGGCUUAGCAGUCCACUUCAAUCAAUUGUUCAUACUAGUGAUAUGAGCUUGACAGAGAUUGACAUAUUAGAUCAAUGUAUUACUGAUCUAAUUAUUAACACUCAGGAUAUUAAACCUCCAACCUCACUUCAGCAUGAAAAGAGCCUGUUCAACCCUGAGGACCUGGUUACAAUUUUAGAUUAUCACAAGCGAAGAUCAAGUAAUGAUGAUCUUAAGUCUUCACUUCAAACUGUUAUUGACUUUGUGGAAGCUAAACAAACUGAUCUCAAAACAAAUUCCCCAAUCAACCAGACACCCAAACCUAGUUUGAUCAAGGAGAAUAAAUCUAAAGCCAAGUUUGAAGAGCAGCAGAUCAAGAUCAAGCAUGAACCUACUGAAGAUGAUCUUAAACAUGGUUGUUUUACAGAUGUAUCCUUUGCAGGCACAUUUGCUAGUGCACAACCUGAAGAGACUUUCAAGCAUGGAUGCUUUACCGAGGUUUCAUUUGCUGGAACUUUUGCUCAAAAAUCUUUGGAGAGUGUUCAAGCAACUCAGUCCGUUGAAAACUCUCAUACACUGAUAGAACCAUCUGCAGUUACAGUCAAUAAGGUAAAAGUAAAGACCCUAGAACGUGACCAUGUAAAACCCCAAUUUUCCGGAAAGAACACAGAAGAGAUCAAGAUUAAAUCUAGAAAAUCUAAAGAAGAUUGUUCCAUACAGAACACUGCAGAAACAUUACAUAGUUCAGAAAAUUCAGAUCUCGUCCAGAGUCCAGAAGAUAUUCCCUGUCCUAGCCCCCGAGUAAAGAAAAGAGCUCGAAAAGAGCAUCUCCUUCAGCAACAUAAACUCUUUGGAAAACAUGUGCUAGAUAGGAUAACACAGGAAACACAGGAGAAAGAUACGGAAGAUUUUAAAGCCAAGUCCUAUGAUGCCAUUACAGGACUAGAUGAUCUUCUCAAUGAUCUUGUUGAUCACUCAGAAUCCAUCAAACGCAAUGUGAACGAACGGCAAUCAUGUACAAGUGCCGAAAUAAGUGAACCAAGAUUAAGUAAUCAAAAUAUAUGUGACCAGAAUGAAAUUCAGGUCAAAACUGAAAAUGUUAAAAAUUCUGGAUUAAAAAACAAUAAAAAGGUAUUCCUGAGGACUGGGGUACUAUCCCGUCUAGAAGAAGAAAGAGAAGAGAAAUUAGGAGAAAAAAUCAUCAGACUUCAGGCUGUAGCUAGAGGUCACAUUGCCAGGAAAAAACUUCAAAAGUUAAAGACCCAAGAUAUUGCUAUCCGGUGUAUACAGAAGAAUGUGGAGAAGUUUAUGGGAGUCAGGGACUGGGCCUGGUGGAGACUUCUUGUCAAGGUAUCUCCUCUACUAAAUGUUCAAAGAACUGAGGAGAGGCUAAAACAACGCGAAGAUGAAGUUGAACAGCUUAAGCAGAGGUUGGAAAAGGUUGAGAGAGAAAGGAAGGAGUUUAAAGACGAAGCGGAGAGAAACCAAGCCAGGUUGAGCGAGAUGACAGCUGAUUUAACUGAGGAGCAGAAUGCUUCAACAAUAGCUACGGAGAGAUUAGAAACAGAACAGGCGGAGAGGAUGAAAUUGGAACGGGAAAAGGCAGAUCUAAUCUCCAGGAAUAAAACUCUAAAUUCAAAUGCAGAAAGGUAUGAACUAGAACUGAUGCACUCUAGAGCACUGGAUAUCAAUGGAUUAGAGGAUGGAGAUGGGGGAGUAUACAGAGUAAAGUAUGAGAGAGCUGUGAAGGAUAUGGAUCACAUUAAGAAGAUGAUGGCCCAGCAGCAUGAAGACGACCUCGAGCAGCUUGGUAUGCUCAAGAAACAGCUCGAGAAAAAGUUAAAUGAUGCCUAUGAAGAGGUGGACGAACAGCGGCAGGUGGGAGCCCAAUGGAAAAGAAAAACGCAGAAAAUUCAGGGUGAGAUGAAUGACCUGAGGUUGUUACUAGAAGAGCAGACCAGUAGGAAUUCAUUGCUGGAGAAGAAACAAAGAAAAUUUGAUGCAGAGCUUGCGAUGGUGCAGGAGGACAGACGGCAGGAUCAGCUGGCGAAGGAGAAGGUGCAGAAGGACCUGGAGCACCUGCGCCAGGAGAAGAACAGGAUGGAGGAUACCAUGAAGGGUGACACAGAAGAAUUAAAAAGAAACAGGUUUAAGGCCAAUAUUCCUGAUAAUAAACUAGUUCAAACUAACAUGUCUCGACUUUCAAGCUCUGGCCGAACGCCGAUCAGUGAACGGAUCAAGAUAUUCGACAAAUCAGCUCAAAUUCGUCCAACUCCGUCCACCCCGUCCAAGGUCAAAGUCGAUACUGCCCCAGCUAGUCCAGUUCUCAAGCCGGUCAACGCUCCCCGAUCUCAGUUCAGUGCUAAAGAUCCGACGAACCCAAAACCUUCGGUUAAAAAGUCUCCGACAAAUUCUAUUUCAUCGAGUAAAAGCGACUUGUCCCGCACCCCAUCAAAUGUUUCGACUAAAUCAGAUGUUUCUCGAUCGCCAUCAAACGCAUCGACAAAAUCCGACGUGAACCGGUCGCCUUCUAAUGCAUCUUCUAAGGCCGACGUGUCGCGAAGCCCUAGCUCUCCUCUAAAUAAAGUCGACAAAACGACUAAUGCUAAAAACUCUCCAAGCCUCUCCAAAAAGGUUGUAUCUAGUCCUCCUAAAAAGACUCUUAAAUCUACUCCCAGUCGAAGCACUCCUACUCAUAAAGCGACAGUAACUCCUCCAAAACAAGAGGCACCUAAAACUACUUCUGUCGCACCCGCUUCUGUCGCUACUGUCGACAUCGCCGUUAGUAAUAAAGAGAACCAUGUCGAUUCUGUCGACCGAAAGGUGUCCGCUGUCACUGACGAGUUUAAAUCCGUCGAAAUCAGUCGAAAGAAAAGUUCCGUGUUUGAGAAGAAGGUUUCCGUCGUUCAAAGCGACAUACUCGAAACCAUCAGCGACACAACAGAAGUUUUAUCUAAGAAAUUGUCAACAACAGUCGACAUUUUAGACAGUGAAGUAGUGAUUGAGAAAAAUAAAAGAAACCACAAAGUAUCAAACGGUUUAUCAGUGAACCAUGUUGAAAAUGUUCAACAAGUUGAAAUAAAGCGUUCUAAGGAGGAAUCGUAUUGGGCAGAUAAAGCCUUAAAUAAUCCCACGGCGGAGUCUAUAUCUAAGGUGAAGAGUGAGGGUAUGAAGAUAGAUUUGGAGAGUAGAGAUGAGAAGAUUUCAGCUCUAAACAGAGAAAUAUCAGACAUCCAGAUGGGAGGCGCAACAGAGGUAAAAAUACUUUUUGAAGAAAAACUUUUUAAAAAUAAUGUGUUCCAGGUCCAAAUGCUUGAAGGAUCCAAGACCAAGAUCGAAAUGGAGAUGGCAGCUCUGAAGAAAGAACACCGGCGUGAAAUGACAAAUCGUGACGAGGAAAUCGAAGAAGCUCGAGCAUCAGCGAGCAAGAAGGUUAAAAUCCUCGAACAACAACUCGAGCAGGAACACGAGGAGCGUAUAAUGUUUCUUAGAGAAAGACAUGAACUGGAACAGAAGAUUGGAACACUACAGGAUAUGCUGGAACGGUCAGGAGACGAGGAACAGGUUGCAAAGCUGAAAAAGGAUUUGCGUAAGACUAAAGCUCUAUUACGUGACGCACAAUUGCUUGUAGAGAAAACACAGAACGAAGGAACCAAUAAGGUUAUCCUCAGACAACUUAAGAACCAGCUCGAAGACGCAGAAUUUGCUCGAACAGCUGCAAUGAAAGCUCGCCAGAAUGCUGAACUAGAACUAGCAGAUACACAACUACAGUUGGAGGAUGUAUCGAGGGCUAAGCAGGACCUGGAGGAGAAACACUUGAGAGUGUCCAGGGAGAAGGCAGAGUUCGCCAGCCAGCUCCAGGAGAACGAGGAGGAACUACAGGAUGUGAUGAGGAAAUACAAGGCCAGUGUAGCAGCAGUCUCCACAGACCAGAUUACCAUUCAAGACCAGCAAAGCACUAUUCAGGAGCUAGAGGAGGAGAGGAAUAAGCUACGUGACGCAGUUGCUGAGUUAAGUUCUAAGCUCGGAAACCUGGAGGGGGAAAAUGUUUCCACUGCACAACACAAACGAUUGGAGCUGAAGAUACGAGAACUGGAGAGUAAACUAGAGUUGGAGCUGACCAGUAGGAGUAGACUAGAGACACAGAUAGUCAGGUUGAAGGAGACUAUUGAGAAGAUUACUAAGGAGAAGGAUGAGGCUAGGCUCCGUGAGCAACAGAGCAGCGAACAGAUCAAGAAGCAUAGCAGGCAGAUCAGGGAGAUGAAGGAGGACUACGUUACAGUCCAGGGUAAAGAAAUAGAGUUGAGUCAAAAGAAGAAUGAUCUUGAAAAACAGUUAGAGGUUGCUGAGGCUGAAACUCUAACUGUGAGGUCGGACCUUAAGCUGGCCUUAAAGAGGAUCGAGGACCUGCAGGCCGCCCUGGCAGGGGAGAUGGAUUCAGAUAAUUCAGAUGAUAAUUCAGACAGUUCCGAUGAUGAGAUGCACAGUUUCAUGGAACACCACCGUCGAGCCAUGUCAGUUCAACGGGAGCGGGAGUCCAUGGCUCGGGAGUCAAUAGUGCGGGAGUCCAUGGCUCGGGAUUCUUCAAUCCUGCGGGAGUCAGUAACGCGCGAGGUCCGAUCCAACGGUACCAGAACCUUUGCCUCCAUAGAUGAAUCCCGAGAAUCCAUAUCAAUGGACGCGUCAAAACUUUCUUCCACAAUUGCUGAGAUUGAUGAAUCACAAGCAUAGUUAGUGUAUGGAGCAGGGUCACCAGGAGCGGGAGAUCAUCCAACCUAUUCCUAGGACCAGACAUAUGAUACUACUGGUGCAGCAGCUUAUCUGUGAUUCAAAAUGGCGCCAGAUUCAAAAUGGCGGAUUGGUAAAAUCUGCAAAACCAUGCCACAAAAAUCCGCAAAAUGGCGCCGAUUCUUUGUCGUUUCCUUCUUUUUGCUACGGCAUGCGUGUUACAGGAUUCAGGAUUUUUUGGAUCAGUGUGACUUGGAGUUAUAUCUUUGUGUAUUUGUUAUUUUGUAAAUGAAAAAUCUGUCAGUAGAUCAACAUGUUGCAUUCUAAAUAUUUUUGACAAUUUGCCAUUAUUAAAAUUGUAAAAUGAUUGUCAACUAGUUUCGAAAUAUUUUAACUUAUUAACAAAAUGUUUUUUUUUAAUGAAGAAAUUGUCCCGUAAUUCUAACAAUGCUUCACGUGUCACGCCCAUGCUGAUUCCCUUUAGUCUUUUUUUGCGGGGGUUUCCCAUGGGAAAUUAUAAAUAUAGAUAUAUUGAUAAAUUAGGAAUUAUGUAAUAAAAGAUUAAAUUAA